CAGAGCAAGUGGCAGACACCAUGAAGGUUCCCUCAGCCCAUGAACACAGGAGGCUUGUCCCCUGGCAGGGGCUCCUGCUGGGAAGAAUACAUGAAACAGGGCCUCCCUGGUAUCAUAAGGGGUUAAGCACCGCACCACGAAGCAAUCCGCACCUUCUGCAGCACGAGUUCGAUCCCUGGCUGCCAGGGAGCAACCCACAUGUCCCACUAUUGGCAUUCUGGAUCCUGCCCAUUUCUGCUCAGCUGCGUAUUGAAAUGGUGCCAAUCCUAAAUACUGUUGACAAAACCUUUGAUGUUCUUAUGCGUGCCCUUAAUGUGCCAGAGAAUCCUCUUAGCUAUAGCUGGUACAAAGGUAAAACCACAACUCGUGAUAAUUUACUCACAGUGAUUUAUGUAAAUAUACAUAUGGUAACAAAUGGGCCUAAGCACACUGGUCGGGAGAUAGGGUACUUCAAUGGCACCCUGCUGUUCCAGAACAUCACCAAAGAAGACUCAGUAUUCUAUACCCUUCACAUCCUAAGGAGAAAUAAUCAAGUUCAACAAGCAUCUGCACUUCUCAACAUCUACAAACCAACUAAUGACUCUGCUCGAGGAGGGAUGAAAAUUAAAGCCAAACAAAAGGACACUGUGUACCUUAUGUGCCUACCAAAUGAUGGUGGGAACUCCUUCCACUGGUUCUUCAAGCAACAGAGUCCACUUCUCAGAAAUUGGAGAAAACUGCCCACAGACACCAUAACCCUCACAAUAGAACAGGUCAGGAGGGAGGAUGCAGGGUUCUAUCGCUGUAAGUACACCAGUGAAGAUGGUAGCAGUAAAAAUAACAUCUUUAUCCUUGAAGUGGUAUGAGUGACCCUUCAUCCCUCCUAUGACACAUUAAAUUCUAAUCAAAAAUUUCUUAUCUGAAAUGCAAUGGUUGUGAGGCACUUAUUUUCUUGAGCUCUUGUGAAUACUUGAUGGUCAUGGACUAUCAUGAGAAGUCAUGUAUUGAGAGAAUAAAUGCACAAAAAUGUGAUGUGGCAAU
Talpa occidentalis (Iberian mole) is the source of this 1020-nucleotide messenger RNA. Its product is annotated as carcinoembryonic antigen-related cell adhesion molecule 21-like. The record is from RefSeq and is a predicted model, not a curated record. Gene Ontology annotation, molecular function: protein tyrosine kinase binding. Lineage: Eukaryota; Metazoa; Chordata; Mammalia; Eulipotyphla; Talpidae. The transcript is spliced from 4 exons. The coding region runs from base 21 to 845 and encodes 274 amino acids. Gene Ontology annotation, cellular component: cell surface; plasma membrane. Gene Ontology annotation, biological process: signal transduction; regulation of immune system process.